Messenger RNA from Salvelinus namaycush (lake trout), 876 nucleotides. Its product is annotated as keratin-associated protein 4-7-like. The record is from RefSeq and is a predicted model, not a curated record. The transcript has a single exon. NCBI's taxonomy places the organism in Eukaryota, Metazoa, Chordata, Actinopteri, Salmoniformes, Salmonidae. The coding region runs from base 1 to 876 and encodes 291 amino acids.
AUGGAGCGCUGCUAUGUGGAGCGCUGCUAUGUGGAACCCUGCUAUGUGGAGCGCUGCUAUGUGGAAUCCUGCUAUGUGGAACCCUGCUGUGUGGAACCCUGCUGUGUGGAACCCUGCUAUGUGGAGCGCUGCUAUGUGGAGCUCUGCUAUGUAGAACCCUGCUAUGUAGAACCCUGCUAUGUGGAACCAUGCUAUGUGGAACCCUGCUAUGUGGAACCCUGCCAUGUAGAACCCUGCCAUGUAGAACCCUGCUAUGUGGAACACUGCUAUGUGGAACACUGCUAUGUGGAUCCGUGCUAUGUGAAACCCUGCUAUGUGAAACCCUGCUAUGUGGAACCCUGCUAUGUGGAACCCUGCUAUGUGGAACGCUGCUGUGUGGAGUGCUGCUAUGUGGAGCGCUGCUAUGUGGAGCGCUGCUAUGUGAAACCCUGCUAUGUGGAACCCUGCUAUAUGGAACCCUGCUGUGUGGAGUGCUGCUAUGUGGAGCCCUGCUAUGUAGAACGCUGCUAUGUGGAACCCUGCUAUGUGGAGCCCUGCUAUGUGGAACCCUGCUAUAUGGAACCCUGCUAUAUGGAACGCUGCUUUGUGGAACCCUUCUAUGUGGAGCCCUGCUAUAUGGAACACUGCUAUGUGGAAUGCUGCUUUGUGGAAUCCUUCUAUUUGGAACCCUACUAUGUGGAGCACUGCUGUGUGGAACCCUGCUAUGUGGAACCCUGCUAUGUGAACCCUACUAUGUGGAGCCCUACUAUGAUGAACGCUGCUAUGUGGAACCCUGCUAUGUGGAGCGCUGAUAUGUGGAACCCUGCUAUGUGGAGCGCUGCUAUAUGGAACCCUGCUAUGUGGCACACUGCUAUGUGGACAUGUGCAGUGGGAUAG